AUGUCUUCCCAAAGCGAAGAUGAUGCUGUGAUUAUUGACCGCGACGAUGUCAGCAACUACAAUCCCGAACAAAUUCUCCCCGAGUCUCCCGAAGUUAUCCAGAAACUCAGAGUUUGGCUGAAACCCACUUCAUACGACUUCGGAAGCAGCGAGUACCGCAAGCAUCUUGGUUCGCACAUCCCAGGCACAGGAGACUGGCUGACGGCCAGUCAUUCGUACAAGCAAUGGCUACAAAGCGAAGAUACCGGUCUGCUAUGGGUCAAAGGGAUCCCAGGGUCUGGAAAGUCGGUGUUGGCUUCGAAGAUCAUCAAGGAACUCUCGGAUAACAACGAUGGGAGUCCGGUACUGUACUUUUUCUUUCGACAAAUCAUUGACGCGAAUCAUGAACCGGCUGCACUCCUCAGGGACUGGCUGGACCAGGUCUUGGCAUACAGCCCACCACUCCAGAAGCGUUUGAAAGAGUAUGUGGUGAAGGAGAAGUUCAGCGACAAAACUCGAUUACUUGCCACCAUGUCGAUGCAAGACUUGUGGGACGAUCUUCGACUGGCAUUUUCGGGACUGCCUGGUAGAGUCUACUGCAUUGCUGAUGCUCUCGACGAGAUGGAUCGUGGCAACGAUAUCUUUCUACAGGAACUAGCCAAGCUUGGCAACUGGAACCCUUCGAAAGUGAAAGUUCUCAUCACAAGUCGUCCGGUCCCCGCCGUUGAGGGUCCUCUCCGACAUGCCAAAUGCAAUCAGAUUCGUCUUCAAGAGAACGUAGUCGAUGCCGACAUUUCGACAUUUGUGCGACAGGCACUGAAUGUUUCAGAUAUCUCCGACCAUGAUCGACAACUCAUCCAGGCGGCCAUUCCAGGUCGGGCCAAUGGCCUCUUCCUCUAUGCCAAGUUGGCCAUGGACUCUUUCCUCGAGGCAGGGGCCGAUGUCAAGGCAGUUCUCGCCUCCUUGCCAGCCGACAUGAACCAGAUGUACACCGACUUGCUCAACGAACACUCCCGCAGAUCAAGAGUGCCCGACGCGAUUCAACGUCUGAUUCUGCAGUGGGUUACCCAUGCGACCCGUCCGCUCAGGCUCCUCGAGAUAGCUGAGAUGAUUGACGUCACCUACAACAAUGUGGCUCAUGAUUUGAGGGGCACUAAAGACCUUGUUAGGGCUGCGUGUGGCCCUCUCUUGGAAAUCUUGCCGGACGAGACCGUCUGUGUGAUCCAUCAUUCCUUCACAGAGUACCUCAAGGGCACGACCAGAUCAUCAUAUGAUGACGGCUACCCGGUACUUCGCUGUGGAGACACGCAUGCUUGCCUCGGCUCAGCAUGUCUGGCGUAUCUUCUCUCCGGGGUCUUCGGCGAAGGCAAAGAAGCACAAGACACUCCACUUGUCAAACUGAAGCUCAGAUAUCCAUUUCUAGCUUAUGCGUUGGAUAACUGGCAUGUCCAUGUUGCUAGAUCAACAGCCACAGGCCAUGAUCAGACCGGAAUCAAUGUGGCACUGGACCAACUAAUGCGUGACCCUGAUUCUCAGGACAUUUGGACUAAACUUCAGUUUUUCACAAUCGGUAAUGCGAAAUCUGGCACAACGCCCCUCCACAUCGCCGCAAUGCAUGGGCUCACUGCAUACGCAAAACAUCUUCUUUUGUCUCCCGAGACUGAGAUUGACGCGGUGGACGUUCACGGAAUGACUCCCUUAUGGUGGGCUGCUACAAAUGGGAUGGCCGGCGUUAUUCGGGUCCUCAUAGACGCUGGUGCAAAUCCCGAUCAUGAUGAGACUGGUAGUGGUCGCAAGCCGUUGCACGAGGCCGCCUCCAAAAACCACCCCGAGGUCGUCAAAGUCCUCCUAAGCGCUGGUGUAAACCCCUUGACUGAGAAGACAAGGGAAAACCCUGGGCGUCGGUGUGGAAACGCACCUCGAUCGAUCGGGCAUACACCCCUGAUGUAUGCUUGCCAAAACGGUCAUCUGGAGGUAUUGGAGGCAUUUUUGCCUUUUCUCAAAGAUGAAGAAUCCCUCCAUCGAGCCCUUGCCUGGUCCGCUGGAUCGGGCCGGCACGAUUUAGUCCAACGAAUCCUCCAACUUCCUGAGGUUGAUAUCAAUCGCAAGGUCCAUGGCGGAACCCCUCUGUACAUGGCAAGCCAGAGCGCUCAAAUCAAGACCAUCGAGCUUCUCCUCAAUGAAGGAGCGGACCCAACAAUCCGAUGUGAGUUUUAUGACGAAUUUGCUGGGAUGGGCCGCAUGAGAAUGUUCCUGCCUCGUGAUGAGACCGAUCGGAAUCGAAUUGUUGGAACCACACCUUUGUACGCCGCUCUCGAACAGUGCCGCAGAGGAAAUUCUCUAAAGGCGGAGCCAGAUAAGCUCAAGAGCCUGCUAGAGUUAUUCAUAGAGAAGGGGGCCGACAUUAACGAUCGAUCUCCUUCUGGUGAUUCUCUGCUGCACAUAACAACCAGCAAUCCCGUAUGGCUGAGAAUUCUGCUUGAUGCGGGCGUCGAUGUCAAUGCCGUCAAUAGCGAUGGAUGCACUGCCCUUCACGGGAAGAUGAUGGCAGAGUCUCUGUCUCUUCUCGUAGAGACCGGUAAGGCCGACAUCAAUAGGAAGGCCACUUCUAAUGGGAAAACGCCGCUUCUCAUUUCGCUUGACGACUAUCACACAGACACGACCCUCAAGCUCAUCGAGUACGGCGCAGACUGCACCAUGGUUGAUAAAGACGGCAAUGGGCCUCUGCAUAUUGCCUUGCAAUCCUACAGCGCAGAACCCGAAGUCAUAGAAGCACUCUUACGCGCUGGCGCAGACCUGACUUUGAGAAAUAAAUCUGGACAAACGCCCUUGGACGCCAUGUUCUCUCGGAACUCACGAGUCUUCGACUUGUUGGACGUGAUGAUUCAAGCCGGCGUGGAUAUCAAUACAAGAGACAAGAAUGGCGCAACAAUUCUCUUUCAGGCUGUCUCAGGGAAGGCCUCCAGCUCAGAGACUGAACUGCAAGACACGAUCAUGAAGCUCCUGGACAGGGGUGCCUUAUUGAAAACUCGAGACUUUGAGGGGAGGACCCUUCUACACGAGGUAGUCAAGUCACAGAAAGGGCCUCGGGCUUCUUUUAGUCGACAGGAGCCUGUUCCUUCCACCUUGGAUUUCCUCGUCAGUCUAGGUCUGGACAUUCAAGACACAGAUUACCAAGGCAACAAUUUGAUUCACGAGUUAUGCUGGCGAAUCAAUACCGAUUACAGAUCCGAGGACAUGAUCUAUAUGCUGAGGGGGCUGCUCAACUUGGGCCUCGACGUCAAUCAACCCAAUAGUCGUGGUCGAACACCACUUCAUCGACUAUGUAUUAAGGCCGACAGUGGUCACAUCGACAAGGACGAGACCUGCCUUUCACUGAUUGUAUCUCUUACGAAAGACAUCAAUGUCCGCGACAGGGACGGCAUUGCCCCGUUGCACCUAGCCGUAACGGUGUCAGAGGACCUCACGAAGAAGCUGCUUGAUGCCGGUGCGGACCCUACGAUCGAGACAUACGAAGGAUUGACACCGCUUCACCUUGCUGCUAGAUGUCGGCAGGGCAAUAUUGUUGGUAUGCUUCUUGACGCUCUUCACAAUCGAGGUUUGGACAAACCACUUGACGGUCCGAUGUGGCGAGGAGCCUGGCUGAAAGCGGCGAGUGCAAGCCCAAUCCAUGGAGUCAACGCCACAGCCAACGGCUACGUAAAUGGGUGCGAAUGCACACCGCUCUACUAUGCUGCUCUUUCAGGGAGACCAGAGAUAGUGUCAAUGUUGUUCGCCGCAGGAGCCAAUGUCAAGGGGGUGAAUUUGCGGCCUGCGAUUACCGGAUUCGAGGAUGAGCUCGAACUAUGGCGUAUGAAAUUACCUCAUGACAAGGAGAAUGGAGCGUGUGGGGGUCUUACGAAGGAAGAUGCCACACGGCCGUAUUCGAGUAAUGGGCGCAACGGCAGGAAUAACCUCGAUCCCCUCGAGGACACGGCAAGAUUGGAAGAGAUUAUAGAGAUGGUCUUGGAACACGGCGCUGAUCUGACCCAGCAGAAUCUCUGGGGCACGUUUGACACAGCAUACGGUUCUCUAACCGACACAACCACUUCCGGCUGUCGAGACUAUGCGCUCAAGUGCCUAUCAGGUGCAGCCAAGAAGCACUCGUUGAAGAGCUCGCAGGCAGCAUCACAUCUUGGCCAGAGAUUGCCUACCUAUGACGAGAUACUCAUCCCUCACCGUCGCGACGCCGUUUUCAAGGCACUCCGUGAGCCUGGAGUCAUCGUACCAGGCCAAGCAAACGAGGCUUUGUUCAUCACGCGACUUAGACGUCGCGAGUACGAUGUCAUGGAAGAGUUGUUCAACCUGGGCGUGGACUUUCUGGCCCCUCACCAGAUCAGUGGGCUUACCAACUUGGAGAUCCUCGUCAGAGGAGGUUUCGAUUGUCUUGUCAAUCGCAUUGGCUUGCUCGUGUCGCAAGCACAGGUUGAAAAGGGCAGUUGGCCCGCUCCAGUUGAUGGGAUGCAACCUGGAUUUGGCCACAAUAAGACAUCAACCCACGACGUGCCAGACCGCAGCGGCAAAGAAUCUCGUCCGGAAUUUCUGUUGGAGGCAGUCCAUCAGGCGGUUCCCGUGUUCGGUAUGGUACGUCUCCUCGUAGAGACCUUUGGCGUUGAUAUCAAUGAAGAUGGUGUCCUUCACUCGCUUGCCAAAGGCUAUCACUGGUGGCAUGUCGCCCAAGCUUUACCGUACCUACUCAGUAAAGGUGCAAACCUCGAAACUAGAAACUCAAGAGGGCAGACACCACUUCAUGUAGCCUUGGGCACGGAAGAUGGCGUCGGAAUAUUCCACGUGGAUGCCGCUCAUCAGUUGAUCCUGAGUGGAGCAGAUGUUAACGCUGUGGACAAGGCUGGACGAAGCUGUCUUUCUUAUGCAGGGCACGAUGUCAACCUUACUCGUUUUCUGGUGAAGCACGGCGCGAUCGUUCACGCGGAUGCGAUCUUUGGUGCUAUCAACAAGAUGCAACCAGGAGUGCUAGAUGCUCUCUUGUCUGCCGGGGGCGAUGCCAACAUCCGGAUCGAGAAGAACGACAAAGAACCAUGGGAGCGCGGAACCAAUCGGUGGGACCUGAGCAAGCUCCCAGACGCCGAAUGGUACCCCUUACAUCGCGUUGCAGCGAAAUCUGGUAACAAGACUUAUGACCAGAAGGAGAGAACCAAGCUUCACUCAUCAGCUCUUAGCUUGAUCGAAGUCCUGUUGUCCCACGGAGCCGACCCACUGUCCACCUUUUCAAGAUGCUCUGGUCAAUACUGCUACCAUCAAAAGAUUUACUCCCGGCUGCGAGCUAAAGGUUUGUCGUACAUGUUUGACGAAGCGCCUGAUAGUUAUGACGCUGUGGGUGACCCAGACUACUCUUUUGAGCCGCACCUCCAUGAGGACUGUGUCGUUCUACACCAGCUCUUAGCUGAUGGACACAUCGUGCAUCCUUUCUUGAGGCUGCCGGCGAUCGACGCAAACCAUCGUGACGGUAGUGGUCGAACUCUUCUCCAUGCUGCUUGCUCCUCUAGACGGGGUCCCGAUGUGCCCUUGGACUUACUACCAGGAGAUCCAUGGGACCCCCAGACAUCGAAAGAGGUAUCGGUCUUCGACCAUCUCGUCUCCCUCGGCGCCGAUGUGGAAGCGCGAGACAGCCACAGGCAAAACAUACUUCACCACAUGCUGAGCCCUCCUUCAAAGCACAUUUACGAGACACCAAUCAUCGAGAAGUCACUCACCUACACGAUAGAGAAGCACCCAUCGAUUAUCGAUCAAAGAGACAAUGAGGGGAAGACGCCGCUGUACCUAGCCAUCUACCGAGCUCUGUACGAAAAGAGGACGACAGCCGCGGACACACUUCUCAGAGCCGGAGCGGACCCCCUCAUUCCAGACAACGAAGGCAACACUGUACUGCACGUCCUCUCUCGCAUGCUUUGGGUCUCCUCUAUGCGGCCGUUGUUCAACACCCUCGUCGAGCGCGGAUGCGACGUCAACGCUCGCAAUUCAAAGGGCGAGACGCCGCUGUUCUGGUACUACGCGGGGUUCGAGGAAAAGCAGUAUGGGUUUUACACGUACAAUCGUGAUCCGCAAUUGUACGACGAAGAGGGCGGGAUCGGAGCGUUCGAGGCGGCGGGCGCGGACUUUGGGGCGGUAGAUGACGAUGGACGGAGCUUGUUACACGUUGCGGCGGAGGGCCAUGUUCUUCGGUUCAAGACACUGACAGCGAGGGGACUGGAUCCUUUGUUGGAGGACAAGAGCAGGAAGACGGCGGUCGAUGUCGCGGCUGCGUGUGGGAACAAGGGGGUGUUGAAGCUGUUCAGGCGGGUCGAUGCUGUGGAUGAUUCGGAGGAGGAGGACGAUGAUGAGUCGCUUGAUCUGAACGAUGUUUUUUGGCCUCGUUGA
This is a messenger RNA of Colletotrichum scovillei, 6396 nucleotides long. RefSeq lists its product as uncharacterized. The record is from RefSeq and is a predicted model, not a curated record. Gene Ontology annotation, cellular component: nucleus; cytoplasm. The coding region runs from base 1 to 6396 and encodes 2131 amino acids. Gene Ontology annotation, molecular function: protein binding. The transcript has 2 exons. NCBI's taxonomy places the organism in Eukaryota, Fungi, Ascomycota, Sordariomycetes, Glomerellales, Glomerellaceae.